This is a messenger RNA of Emiliania huxleyi CCMP1516, 2922 nucleotides long. RefSeq lists its product as hypothetical. Gene Ontology annotation, biological process: phosphatidylinositol dephosphorylation. The transcript has 9 exons. Gene Ontology annotation, cellular component: endoplasmic reticulum. NCBI's taxonomy places the organism in Eukaryota, Haptophyta, Isochrysidales, Noelaerhabdaceae. Gene Ontology annotation, molecular function: phosphatidylinositol-4-phosphate phosphatase activity. The record is from RefSeq and is a predicted model, not a curated record. The coding region runs from base 1 to 2922 and encodes 973 amino acids.
AUGCUUGACUCGGCUUUCGGCCGCCUCUACGCCUCACCCGACGACUCGUGCUACGUCUUCACCGGCUCGCACGGCGCCGCCCUUCUUGUCAGCCGUCGGAGCCGCGAGAUCCGCGUCGUGUCGCCCUCGGACCUGGAAAGGCUGAUCGGCCCCGCUCAGGCACGGGCGCGCUCCUGCGUCGUCCACGCCUUGGUGGGCGUGCUCUCAUUUCCGGACGAGCGGACGCUGGUCAUCGUGACCGAUUCCGCCGAGCGCGGGGUGCUCUCGGCGGACGGCGUGGUGCGCGCCGCGGCGGUGACCAAGGAGCUCCUCGAGGCCGGCGACUUCUUCUUCUCGCACCAGGCGCCGCUGACGCUGACGCUGCAGCGGCAGUUUGCGCUCGCGGCGGCGGGGAAGGAGGCCCUGGCGUGGGAGCACGUGGAGGGGCGGUUCGUGUGGAACGGCGCGGCGCUGCAGCCGCUCGUCGAGGCGGGCAUCGGGCCGUGGCUCAGCCCGAUCGUCCACGGCGCGCUCCUCUGCGAGCCGCUCGAGCCUCUUUCGGGCGUCUCGAUGACGGCGUGCCUCGUCUCACGCCGGUCGUGCGAGCACGCGGGCACGCGCUUCAAGGCGCGCGGGAUCAACGACGACGGCCACACCGCAAACUACGUCGAGACGGAGCAGUCCCUCCGCUUCGAGCUGCGAGGCGGCGCGGAGGGGGCGAUGGCGUCGCUCGUCCAGGUGCGCGGCUCGGCACCGCUGUUUUGGGAGCAGCGCACGUCGACGAUCAAGGUAAACACCAAGCCGAAGCUGACGCGGAACGCCGCGCUCUGCCUGCCAGCGCUGCAGCGGCACGUCGCACAGCAGCUGGCCGCCUACGGCUCUCCCGCCCUCCUCGGCGAGGAGGCGGCCCUUGCCGCUGCGCUCGCCGAGUGCGCUGCCCGCGUGAGCGUGCCGACGGGGCAGCGGAUCAAGUACGCGGGCGUCGCGCACCUCGCCGCCGACGUGCGCCCCCUCGGCCACCAGGGCGACGCUCUUCUUGACACACUCUUUCGAUCGCGCGUGUCGUCUUUUAGGAUGGUCUUGUUGUUGUGGACUCAGGGCCUGGUGCGCGUCAACUGCCUCGAUUGCCUCAACCGCACCAACUUGAUGCUCGCCGCCCUCGGAUUGCACGCCGCGUCGGCGCAGCUGCGCGAGCUCGCCUCCGCCCUCGCGCUGAGCUCGACAGCGGAGCAGGUGGCGCGCGCGUGCGAGCCGGCGCUCCUCGCCUCGCUGCAGCAGAUGUGGUCCACGACGGGCGACGCCGUGUCGAUGCAGUACGCGGGCACCGCAAACAUCGGCAAGGGCAGCGCGUCGAGCUUGCAGCCCGAGGCUUCGGGCAAGCGGUCGCUCAUCGAGCGCGCUAAGGGCACCGUGCAGCAGGGCCGCAUCGCCGUCAACCGGUACGUGCACGAGACGUUCCUCGAGGACGGGCGUCAGGCGGCGAUCGAGUCGUUGCUCGGCGGCGCUGCGCUGCUGAGCGAGUGGUUCCGCAACGGCGCGCAGCACGAGCCGGCGGUGCCGGACAUCUACUCGAUCGGCUUCCAGGAGUUUGUCGACCUCACCGCGCGGAACGUGCUGAGCGAUGACGUGAGCCGGCGCAAGGAGUGCGCCGCGCGGGUCGAGGCUGUGCUCACGUCGCUGCACGGCGAGCGGUACGUCGCCGUCGGCAUGGAGCAGUGCGUCGGUGUGCUGCUGAUGGUGUACGUCCACCCGCGGCUGGUGAGCGCGGUGACGCACGUCCGUGCCGACGUCAUCAAGUGCGGCUUCGGCGUCGGCGACGCGCGCGCGGGCAACAAGGGCGGCACCGCCGUCCGGAUGGCUGUCCACGGCUCGCAGCUCUGCCUGAUCAACGCCCACCUCCCCGCGGGAGCCUCGCACGCGGACGAGCGCAACGACACGUUUGACGAGAUCGUGGCCGGCCUGCAAAAGGCGUACGGAGAGCGGCUGCGCGGCGGCCCCUUCCCGUCGCCUCUCGAGCACGACCUGUGCGUCUUCGCCGGCGACCUCAACUACCGGCUCGAGCCGGGCGGCGCAAAGGAGGAGCAGAACCAGGUCGUGCGCGACGCCGUCGCGCAGGGCAAGUGGGGGAAGCUGCUGCAGAUUGACCAGCUGCGCGCGCAGCAGCGGGCGGGCCUCGCGUACGACUCGUCUGAAAAACAACGCGUCCCGUCGUACUGCGACCGCGUGCUCUGGCUCGAGCCGCAAGGCGCCGCGUGCAAGCCGCCGGUGACGGCGCUGCUCGACUGGAGCGCGGGGAGCUCGCAGCGGACGUCGGCCGAGAGCGCGGCCUCGCCGGCGCAGCAGGCGGCGGAGGCGUCUCUCAUCGACUUCGACGCCAUCGACCUCGACGGCGACGCGAGCGCUCCGCCGCCGCUGCCGUCGGCAGAGUCCGCCUUUGCCGACGAGUUUGACCUCUCGGAGCUGUUCGGCUUCUCUGCCGCCGCCGAGGGGGCGGCGGCGUCCGCGACGCCCCCCUCGCAGCCGGCCGCCUUUGACCCGCCCGCGUUCGCCGCCGGUAGCGCUCCGGCGGCGUUUGACCCGCCCGCGUUUGCUGCGGGCGGCGCUCCGGCGGCAGGCGCCGCGUUUGACGCGCCGGCGUUCUCCGCCGGGGGUAUGGGGGCGGCGAUGCCGCCGGCGCAGUUCCCCGCCGCGGGCAUGGGGGCGCCGAUGCAGCCCGCGCAGCCCGCGCAAUCGACCGCGUUUGACCCGUUUGCCAGCAGCACCGCGCCGGCCUUUCCGGUCGCUUUCGGUGGCGGCGGCGGUUUCGAGGGCGGAAUGCAGGGCGGGAUGCAGGGCGGGAUGCAGGGCGGCUUCGGGGGCAGCAUGCUUGGAGGAGCGCCGGGUGGAAUGCAGUGGGCGACGUUCUCGGAUGCGCCGAGCUCCUACUGCUACAUAAGGCCAUAA